UAAACUGCUCCCACCUCCUCUCCAAUCAGACCGCUCCCCGGACAGAGUUCUCCCAUCAGCCAAUGGAGAUCCUAGGCUUGCCCGGGCUGCAUUUGAAUGGAGGACCAGCAACCAUGUCAGGCAGGAGGAGAAAGAGGCGACUUCGCUGCUGUGCUCUAGAAUUUCCAAGCACAAAUGUACAUAAAACUCCAGACUGCAUGGAAGUAUUGGCAACUCAAUACAAUGAAAAAUGUAAAGUAGAAUCAAGUACAGAAUCUGAAUCUGAUGCCUGCACUGCUAAUGAGGCAUUGAUGAACCCAAGUUUAGCUGAUUCUAUAAAGAAUCACAAAACAGUGAAACAAUAUUUGGAUCCAUAUGAUGGAGACUUGGAAAGUACGUCAAGUGAAUCGGAUAGUAGUAGAGGUUUUCUGCUAGAUGCUUACACCGAGAAGAUAAAUUAUCAGCCCCAUACUAUUGGAGCAGUUGAUGGAAAGAAGUUGUCAAUAAAACCAUACAAACAGUCCUUUCAGACAACUUUUGAGCCGGUUUGUAGCUAUAAAGAGUUAAACUCCACACAAAUGGAACCUGUGCCCGCUGCUGAUGUGCUUCUACAAUCUUCCAGUGAAUCGGAAGUACUUUCUAACAGAGUACAUGAUCUGACAUUUCCAAAAAAUAGACUUGUCUCAAAUACCAAACAGAAGCAGUUUGGAUCAUUAGAUUUGGGGGUGCUGACUGACUGUCCUGCUGUAAACUCGGAUAUUGCAGGAGAACAUGGAUUUAUGAGCAUGCUAACUCAGAAAAGCCCUGGGAAACAUUAUCCCAGACACCCAAAUGCCCACCUGUGCUCAGGACGAACCUUAAAGGUUUCUCAUGAAAGAUUAAUUGAAGGAAAGUUCACGCCAAAGAGAAAACUUGGAAACUCUUUGAUUGAUGUAGGCAAUGACCGGAUAAGUAAAAAGAAAAGCCGUGUAAUUAAAAACUGAGGGGCGAAGAGAAUCCAGUGAACCAUUGGAUAUAUCCAUCAAGAGGAACCUUGAAUGUGAUUGCAGUUGUAUACAAAGUUGUAAACAAUUGAAGCUUUGCUUUCAAACUUAAAUGCAAAUUAAAUAUUAUUAGCAAAGGCA
This is a messenger RNA of Carcharodon carcharias (great white shark), 1103 nucleotides long. RefSeq lists its product as uncharacterized. The transcript has 7 exons. The coding region runs from base 63 to 962 and encodes 299 amino acids. The record is from RefSeq and is a predicted model, not a curated record. NCBI's taxonomy places the organism in Eukaryota, Metazoa, Chordata, Chondrichthyes, Lamniformes, Lamnidae.